ACAACAGCAGAACCCAAGAACACCAAAGCCCUGAAAGUUCUUCAUCUGGAAUUUCAGGUUGGAGACACUCGCAGUGGCUUCCAAGCCAGGGACCAAAGCUGUCAAAGCAUGCUGGUGCCAAGCUGUCAGAUGAUGCACAUAGCCAGGCCAAUAGUAGUGCUCCUGUGCUUCCUACUUUGUGCAGAUGCUGAAACACCACCAAAGUUUGCAAGAACACCUGUUGACCAGACAGGGGUCUCUGGAGGAGUCGCGUCAUUCAUCUGCCAAGCUACAGGAGACCCAAGGCCUAAAAUUGUCUGGAACAAGAAGGGCAAAAAAGUCAGCAAUCAGAGAUUUGAGGUAAUAGAGUUUGAUGAUGGGUCUGGAUCAGUUCUCAGAAUACAACCACUGCGGACUCCACGAGAUGAAGCUAUUUAUGAAUGUGUUGCUUCCAACAGUGUUGGAGAAAUAAGUGUGUCCACAAGACUUACUGUAUUGCGUGAGGAUCAAAUUCCACGUGGUUUUCCCACCAUUGAUAUGGGACCACAGUUGAAGGUGGUUGAACGCACUCGAACAGCCACCAUGUUAUGUGCAGCCAGCGGCAAUCCUGAUCCAGAAAUUACAUGGUUCAAAGAUUUUUUACCUGUAGAUACAAGCAACAACAAUGGGCGCAUUAAGCAAUUACGAUCAGGUGCCCUCCAAAUCGAACUGAGUGAAGAAUCUGACCAAGGCAAAUAUGAGUGUGUUGCAACCAACACUGCGGGUACUCGCUAUUCUGCCCCUGCCAAUCUAUAUGUCAGAGUUCGCCGGGUCCCACCAAGAUUCUCAAUCCCACCCACCAACCAUGAAAUUAUGCCUGGAGGAAGCGUUAACAUCACCUGUGUUGCUGUGGGGUCACCAAUGCCAUAUGUGAAAUGGAUGCUGGGGGCUGAAGAUCUGACACCAGAAGAUGAUAUGCCAAUAGGAAGGAAUGUCCUGGAACUCAAUGAUGUUAGGCAGUCUGCUAACUAUACUUGUGUGGCCAUGUCUACUCUUGGUGUUAUAGAAGCAAUAGCACAGAUAACUGUAAAAGCAUUACCCAAACCUCCAGGAACUCCUGUUGUGACCGAAAGCACAGCAACAAGCAUUACGUUGACCUGGGAUUCUGGAAACCCUGAGCCAGUGUCUUACUACAUAAUCCAGCAUAAACCUAAGAGUUCUGAGGAACUAUAUAAAGAAAUUGAUGGAGUAGCCACAACAAGAUAUAGUGUUGCUGGUUUAAGCCCAUAUUCUGAAUAUGAGUUCAGAGUAGUUGCUGUGAAUAACAUUGGAAGGGGUCCACCCAGUGAACCUGUGACGACACGGACCUCGGAGCAAGCACCAUCUAGUGCACCACGUAAUGUACAGGCUCGUAUGUUGAGCUCAACCACCAUUUUAGUGCAGUGGGAAGAACCUGAGGAACCAAAUGGUCAAAUACAAGGCUACAGAGUAUAUUAUACCAUGGAUCCUUCCCAGCAUGUCAACAGCUGGUUAAAACAUAAUGUGGCUGACAGCCAUAUCACCACCAUUGGGAAUCUUGUACCACAGAAAACUUACUCGGUGAAAGUUCUUGCUUUUACCUCAGUUGGAGAUGGACCACUUUCUAGUGAUAUACAAGUCAUCACUCAGACAGGAGUACCAGGACAGCCACUAAACUUCAAAGCUGAACCUGAAUCUGAAACAAGCAUAUUACUUUCUUGGACCCCUCCACGGUCUGAUACAAUCUCCAAUUAUGAUCUUGUUUACAAAGAUGGAGAACAUGGUGAAGAGCAAAGAAUUUCUAUUGAUCCAGCUACAUCUUACCACUUACAAGGCCUAAAACCAAAUAGCUUGUACUACUUUCGUUUGGCCGCGCGUUCUCCACAAGGUCUUGGUGCAUCAACAGCAGAAAUUUCAGCUCGAACAAUGCAGUCAAAGCCAUCAGCUCCUCCUCGAGACAUUAGUUGCAACAGCCCCAGCUCCACUAGUAUUUUGGUAAGUUGGCAGCCUCCUCCAGUGGAAAAACAGAAUGGAAUUAUCACUUCCUAUUCCAUCAAGUACACUGGAACUGAUGGAGAAGAUGACAAGCCCCAUGAAAUUUUGGGAAUUACUCCGGAUACUACACAGUACCUUUUGGAACAGUUGGAAAAAUGGACUGAAUAUCGCAUUUCUGUGGCAGCCCACACUGAUGUCGGACCUGGCCCAGAGAGUGAAUCCGUAUUUAUUCGGACAGAUGAAGAUGUUCCUAGUGGUCCUCCUCGCAAAGUCGAGGUUGAGGCUGUCAACUCUACAUCUGUUAAAGUGUCAUGGCGUUCUCCAGUGCCCAAUAAACAGCAUGGCCAAAUCCGAGGUUACCAGGUGCAUUAUGUGAAGAUGGAAAAUGGAGAGCCUAGGGGCCAACCCAUGCUGAAGGAUAUCAUGUUGGCUGAUGCACAGUGGGAAUAUGAUGAUACUACUGAACAUGAGAUGAUCAUAGCUGGAUUACAGCCAGAGACAACAUAUUCCCUGACUGUGACAGCCUAUACAACCAAAGGAGAUGGAGCACGGAGCAAACCUAGAUUAGUAUCUACUACUGGUGCAGUUCCAGGAAAACCUCGGCUUGUAAUUAGCCACACACAAAUGAGUACAGCUCUAAUACAGUGGCACCCACCUGUUGAUACCUAUGGCCCCCUGCAAGGGUACCGCCUGAGGUUUGGCCGCAAAGACAUGGAUGCAUUUACAACACGGGAUUUUACUGAUAAAGAUGACCACUACACGGCUACUGAUAUUCAUAAAGGGACUUCUUACAUCUUCAGGCUUUCAGCUAGAAAUAAAGUGGGCUUUGGGGAAGAGAUGGUGAAGGAAAUUUUGAUUCCAGAAGACCUACCAAGUGGAUUUCCUCAAAAUCUACAUUCAGAAAGUGCCACUUCAACUUCCAUCCAACUAACUUGGCAACCACCCAUUUUAUCCGAGAGAAAUGGUAUUAUCACCAAAUACACUCUACAGUACAGAGAUAUCAAUUUGGCACAUCAACAAACAGAGAUCCCUGUUGUUCCUGUUGAUACUAUUAUGACACUUUCAGGCUUAAAACCAGAUACCACAUAUGAUGUAAAAAUACGUGCACAUACAAGCAAAGGGCCAGGUCCAUAUAGUCCCAGUAUCCAGUUUAGGACAUUACCUGUGGAUCAAGCAGUGUUUGCAAAAAAUUUUCAUGUCAAAGCGGUAAUGAAGACAUCAGUACUUCUCUCUUGGGAUAUACCAGAGAAUUACAACUCUGCCCUGCCUUUCAAAAUUCUUUAUGAUGAUGGGAAAAAGGCAGCUGAAGUGGAUGGCCGAGCCACACAGAAACUGAUCACCAACCUGAAGCCUGAGACAUCCUAUUCAUUUGUGCUAACCAAUAGAGGAAAUAGUGCUGGAGGUCUGCAACACAGGGUGACAGCAAAGACAGCGCCAGAUGUACUACGCACCCAACCACUUUUCAUUGAUAAGACCAAUCUAGAUGGAAUGAUAACAGUGAAACUACCAGAAGUACCUGCAAACAAAACUAUAAAAGGUUACUAUAUAGUAAUUGUGCCUUUGAUAAAGAAAUCAGAUGGAAAAUUCAUGAAACCACGCGAGAGCCCAGAUGAAAUGGAAUUAGAUGAGCUACUGAAAGAGAUAGCACGAAAACGCAGAAGCAUUCGUUUGGGAAGAGAAGCAGAUUUAAAGCCAUAUAUUGCAGCACACUUUGACGUUCUUCCUACUGAGUUCACCCUGGGGGAUAAGAAACAGUAUGGUGGUUUUGAGAACAAGCAGCUCCAAAAUGGCCAAGAAUAUGUUGUCUUUAUUUUAGCAGUUAUGGAACACUCAGAAUCAACCAUGUAUGCAACCAGCCCAUAUUCUGAAACAGUUGUGUCCGUGGAUCUUAAUCCGCAGCCAAUUACGGAAGAGGAAGAAGGCUUGAUUUGGGUUGUAGGACCAGUCCUUGCAGUUGUAUUUAUCAUCUGUAUUGUUAUAGCUAUUCUACUAUAUAAAAGGAAAAGGGCGGACACGGACUCUAGAAAGAACAGUAUCCCCAACAGUAAAGAAGUUCCUUCACAUCAUCCCACAGAUCCCGUAGAGCUACGACGCCUUAAUUUUCAAACUCCAGGUAUGGCUAGCCACCCACCAAUACCUAUUUUGGAACUUGCAGAUCACAUUGAAAGGCUGAAGGCAAAUGACAACUUGAAAUUUUCCCAAGAAUAUGAGUCAAUCGACCCAGGUCAGCAAUUUACGUGGGAACACUCUAACCUGGAAGUAAAUAAACCAAAGAACAGAUAUGCAAAUGUUAUUGCUUAUGACCAUUCUCGAGUUCUCCUAUCAGCAAUAGAAGGCAUACCUGGCAGUGAUUACAUAAAUGCUAACUACAUAGAUGGUUACAGAAAGCAGAAUGCUUACAUUGCAACCCAAGGCGCUCUUCCUGAAACUUUUGGAGAAUUUUGGAGAAUGAUGUGGGAACAAAGGGGUGCAACUGUAGUCAUGAUGACCAAACUGGAGGAAAGAUCUAGGGUUAAAUGUGAUCAGUAUUGGCCAAGCAGAGGAACAGAAACAUACGGAUUGAUCCAAGUCACAUUGCUGGACACUGUAGAAUUGGCAACUUACUGCGUUAGAACAUUUGCACUUUAUAAGAAUGGAUCGAGUGAGAAGAGAGAAGUUAGGCAAUUCCAGUUCACUGCAUGGCCAGAUCAUGGAGUUCCAGAACACCCAACACCAUUCCUAGCUUUCUUACGACGAGUCAAAACCUGUAAUCCUCCUGAUGCUGGACCAAUGGUUGUUCACUGCAGUGCUGGAGUUGGCAGGACCGGCUGUUUCAUUGUAAUAGAUGCCAUGCUAGAGAGAAUAAAACAUGAAAAGACUGUAGAUAUUUAUGGCCAUGUAACUCUAAUGAGAGCCCAGAGAAAUUACAUGGUUCAAACGGAGGACCAAUACAUCUUUAUCCAUGAUGCACUGCUUGAAGCAGUGACAUGUGGAAAUACCGAAGUGCCAGCCAGAAACCUGUAUGCAUAUAUUCAGAAGCUGACACAGAUAGAAGCAGGAGAGAAUGUCACAGGAAUGGAAUUGGAAUUUAAGCGGCUAGCCAGCUCUAAAGCUCAUACGUCAAGAUUUAUCAGUGCCAAUCUUCCAUGUAAUAAAUUUAAAAAUCGCCUUGUUAAUAUUAUGCCAUAUGAAUCCACAAGGAUAUGUUUGCAACCUAUCAGAGGGGUAGAAGGCUCUGAUUAUAUCAAUGCCAGUUUUAUCGAUGGAUACAGGCAACAAAAAGCCUAUGUAGCUACACAGGGACCUUUGGCAGAAACAACAGAAGAUUUCUGGAGAAUGCUUUGGGAGCACAAUUCAACCAUCAUAGUCAUGCUUACUAAGCUACGAGAAAUGGGCAGAGAAAAAUGCCACCAGUAUUGGCCAGCAGAGCGCUCAGCCAGGUAUCAAUACUUUGUGGUCGAUCCUAUGGCAGAGUAUAAUAUGCCACAAUACAUCCUAAGAGAAUUCAAGGUCACAGAUGCCAGGGAUGGCCAGUCCCGAACAGUGCGGCAAUUCCAGUUCACUGACUGGCCUGAACAAGGAGUGCCAAAAUCGGGAGAAGGGUUUAUAGACUUCAUCGGCCAAGUUCAUAAAACAAAAGAGCAGUUUGGACAAGAUGGGCCAAUUUCGGUUCAUUGUAGUGCGGGUGUUGGAAGGACUGGAGUGUUCAUAACCCUAAGCAUAGUGUUGGAAAGAAUGAGAUAUGAAGGUGUUGUAGAUAUUUUCCAGACUGUCAAAAUGUUAAGGACGCAGCGGCCAGCCAUGGUACAAACAGAGGAUCAGUAUCAGUUCUGCUAUCGAGCUGCACUAGAAUAUCUGGGCAGCUUUGACCACUAUGCAACGUAAAAACAAAUGGAAAAACGCUGACCCAUCCUGGAUUGUUAACUGCAGGCCCUUUAAGAUCCAGAGAGCCUCUUCUGAGCCAUACAGUGUGCUUGAGAAGUACUUAACUUUUAAUUAAAGACCAAUUAGUGGGAAAUAUUAACAGGAAAAAAAAAACUGCCGGGUGAACCAACAAUUUGCUCAUUGGUAAACUUAACCAGAAACAUAAUUAAAUAAACUUGACUGGGUUGAGGCACCUGAAGGAUUUCAGUUUACAGAUAUCUCAAGGAUUCAGUUUUGAUUGAAACGAAAAGGAAGAGACAUUCCUGCCAAGUACGAUCAUCUCGUUCAGGACUGCAUGAAAGUGAACAAUGCCAAUCUUAGGAGUUCUGCAAUUCAGCGCAAGGUGUUCGUCAGGAGGCCCGUCCCCGGCUCUCCAGAACAAAACCACCUCUUUGUUUCAGCAUCUCCCCUUCUCACCAUGAUGCUCAUCAAUAACAUUUGGGGAUGGGAGGGAAAAGGGCAAAUGUUUAAAAAGAAAGUCCUUGAUUUAGUUUUCUAGUAUUGUAAAGAUACUGCUGACCUGUGCUUCAUUUUUAACUGUGUAAACUUUUUCCUUUUUUUUUAAACGAAGGUUUAUCAUUCAAUGAAGUGAAACAAUUUUUUUGUUCGUUUGUUUCUGAAUUGUAGUUUUUUUUACGCUGUAGAACUGUUACCUGUAAUAUCUCGCUGUAGAAAUGUUAAAUAAUUUUGAAAAUUUGCACAUUUUUGUGCAACCCUAUAUUUAUCUCCAGGACCACAUUCUCAUUUAGAUAUUGCUUUUACAUUUGAUUUUUUUUCAAUGAAAUAUAAAUCAGUUAAUCUACAUAUGGAAGAUUUUGUUUUUAUUUCUUUUGGAAUCAACAGGGAAGCGCAAAGUAUAAAGCUGCUACUAACAGUCACACCUUUCUCUUUCUAUUAUAAAUAUAUGUAUAUCUCAUUCUCUCUCUAUCCAUCUACAAUAAUAAAACGUAGAUAGAUAGAAAGAAAUGCACAAAAAUAUAAAUAUAUAAAUAUAAAUAUACAUGUAUCAGUUCUUCCAUGACUUGGAUUUAUUGAAGUAGUAUGGGGAAAAUCCAAAUUGGUACAUUCAGACAAUACAAUACUUCUAUACAUCUCUGCAUUUCAAGGUUUGCUUUUGAGGGUUUUGUGUUUAUUUUAUCUUUUGCUUUUGCUUUCUUUUCAAUUUCCUAGGGGAAAUGAGGAAUGCACAUCAGUGAUACUUGAAAGUCAGUCUUACCCAAAAAUAAUGGGUAGAAAUCAUGUGCACACACGUCACUCACCACCCAUGCACAUUAAAGCCACAGUUUCAUCCACUGUUACUAGAAGAGAAGUCCCUUUAACUCAGUGGGGCUUACUUCUAAAUCAACCUGCUUAGGGAUUGCAUCGCAUAUCACAUAGCUCACAUUGAGAUUUCAUAUUUGGAUCAUUUUAGUGCAAUAGCUACCACACUAAAUAUAGGAAGUAUGCAUACGAAGAAGGUCAGGACAUAUCCCUAACCUAAGGAAAAUGCUGUAAUAGUUGUCAAGGGUUUUAAAAUGUAUCCACUAAUAGAAUUGUCUGCAAUAUAGAAUAAGACAUUUGGAAUGAUGACAUAUAAUGGGGCAAAGCCAAACAUGUUGCUCUGUUAGGUCAGAAUAUUUUAUGGCAUACAACACCAGUUAGAAAUGCUGUUUUCAAUUUUAAUUUUUGCAUUUAGAGUGCCUUAUAUUUGAUGCCUAUUUUGAUAGCAUUGCUUCAUUUUUGUCUCUGUUCGCUUCAACAGGAUUUCUGUGAUUUCCCACCCACCCCUUUCAAUUAAAACAUUCUCUUUCCAGCAUAUGUACAAUGAACUUUUUUUGACAAUAUUCAUUCCUGGUAUUUACCCAAGUGUUCGCUAUCGGUAAUUUUUUAUUCAACGCAGAGGGUAGACAGGCACCCUGUAGCCACAGGCAAACUAUUUCAAAAGUGUUUGUUUCCCAAACUGGCAUCCAUAACCAUAGUAAUGUUUUGUUUUGUUUUAUAAAAGAUAGCACUGCUAUUCUGAAAAUAUGAUAGAACACGCCUAAUACUUUAGGAAUGACAAUUUGAAUGGAUUUGGAUCCCUACUCAUGUAUGUGAAUUUCAUUGGAGGCCAAGGCAUGUUCACUUUACUCAGGCUAUGAAGCCUCCUGAGAUCAGCUAAAUUGGACAAGGGGCUUAUGGUGGUAUGACCUAAUGACAGCUGAAGACUUUGAUUGGGCCAGUUGAACAGAAGCCAUUGCUGCUUAUAUUGGGCUAGGUCAAACCUGGCACCAUGUUAGAUCACAAAUAUCAAAGAAAUGUUUUUAGAUGUGUUUCCAUAAAGAAAAACAACCGAGAAUAUACUUACAUUAGCAUUUAUUUUUCCAUGUUUUCCAUCACUACCAGAAAUAAAUAUAUUAAAAGACCAAACACUAGAAAGCAUUCUAUUUGAGCACUUUUAUAUAUAUAUAUUUUAAAAAAAGCCAAUUAAAAAGCGCAAAAAAACAAAUCCACAUACAUAUGUAUAAUAAUUUUUAAAUAAGCAUUAUAGAAGGCUACCUCAGAGUGAGAUUCUUUAAUUCUACAUCAGAAUCCAACAUGAAUGUGUGCACUGCAUGUUUCCUUUUUAUUUGUUUCUCUCAAAAAUGAAAAGGGCCAGAUUACACACUGAACUCACACUUUGAACCAAAAGUAUGGUUUGACAGACCGAUGCAGUUUCAAAUGACGCUAGAAAGGCAUGGCUGCACAAACGCUCUUGGUGAAUUGGCUUAAAUUCAAGCACCAACCUGCAUGUGCCAAAGCAAUAGAAUUCUUCCCCAGAGAGCAGUGCCAUGUGGCAUGGAUCAGUUGGGUCUUGCAACAACUGGGACCCAGAGUAAUUAGUAAUCAUGGGCGUGGCUGCUAGCAAGCAAUGGCACAAGGAUUGGGGGCUUAGGAAGUGACUAAAGUGUGAGUGAGCAUGAGCAAGGCCUACUAGUCUGGGAAAGGGCACAAUUGGUGCACAAGACAGAACUGUGCAAAGCCCCUCCCCCAGCCAGAGCUGCCACCUGCUCCUCGAAUAGGGGCCGUGAGUCUAGGAGGACCCCUGGUUGCACACCAGCUCUAGCUGUGGACACCUUUUGUAGCCAUGCCUUAGGGAGGCUCACUGCAGAUCAGGCCAGCCUUUCUUCAACGAUUGUUUGAUUUAUCAAAGAAGAGUAGAAGCUAAAUCAGUAGGAGGGGCGAGCGCAUCAUGGAAAAGCAGCAAAGUCAUCUUCCUCUCAAAGCUACUAUUCAGGAGUUGUUUCUAAAGAGAUUUCUAUCCAAAUCAUUGAUGUGCAUUCCAUUUGGGUUCCUUUUGCGGUGCAGUGAUUUUUCUUCUCUCAUUUCCUUUUUCUUUCUUAAAUGAGUAGGUCUUGUAAAUGGUCAUUCACCAUAGUCGGAAUUUUGUUUCCUCAGCAUAAUCAGUACGGUGCUAUUAUUUACCUAUGUAUGUGUAGUUAUGUAUAAUUUUGUAAUUAGUUAACAAUGGAGAAAUACACAAACUAUAUAAGAAUUAUUUGUACAGAACUUUUAUUUUAGCUCUUUUUUAAAAAAAAAUGGUUUGCAUGGUUAGCCGUUGGUGAGGAUGGAUGGGCAAGGGAGGGCUUGUCUAGGGUGAUCUGCACUUUCUAUACCUUUGUACUAUGCACUGCCCUAUUGAUUCUACACCCAAUAGUAUUAUUACUUGAACCCAUCUGUAAGAAAACUGAUUAUGAAAUUCCACUUGUGUGUAUGUAAAUAACACAAAAACAAGGUAAAAAAGGGGGAAAGUUUGCAGGUGCAACAACAAAAUGCAGAUUUCCCCCCUUUUUUAUUUUCUCCCCUUUUCUGAUUUUAAUCUUUUAAUUUUUAAGAGCCCUGAUACUCCAAAGGACUAUCAGAAGGCUGAAGGUCCGUCAUCCAUCUUGUUACGUGGCAUUGCCAUUCAGGCUUGGAGUGUCUUUACAAAAAUAAUACAAGUUGUGUUCUCUGCUCUCGUUUUGGAUGCCUAGACUGAAAAAUUACAACAAAAACCUUGUAAAAUGGCUUGUUUAAAAAAAAAAAUACAAUUACCUCUAAUCAGUAGUACGCGUAAAUGUUUUACAGAAUGAAAGGCGUGCUUUUUAUUUUCUUACUUCGUUACGUUAGUGGCGAAAGAAAGUCUGUAUGAAAAUCAGUUCUUUGCUGACACAAGUUCCAUUUGUUACAAAUGAAUUCUAAUAAAAAUGUCAGUGUUACGCA
Candoia aspera is the source of this 10074-nucleotide messenger RNA. RefSeq names its product protein tyrosine phosphatase receptor type D (gene PTPRD). Gene Ontology annotation, molecular function: protein binding; protein tyrosine phosphatase activity. The coding region runs from base 109 to 5835 and encodes 1908 amino acids. The record is from RefSeq and is a predicted model, not a curated record. Gene Ontology annotation, cellular component: signaling receptor complex. Gene Ontology annotation, biological process: peptidyl-tyrosine dephosphorylation involved in inactivation of protein kinase activity. NCBI's taxonomy places the organism in Eukaryota, Metazoa, Chordata, Lepidosauria, Squamata, Candoiidae. The transcript is spliced from 33 exons.